Molecule: messenger RNA, 2925 nt
Organism: Lacerta agilis (Sand lizard)
Lineage: Eukaryota; Metazoa; Chordata; Lepidosauria; Squamata; Lacertidae
Product: zinc finger protein 271-like
Exons: 8
Coding region: 181-2844 (887 amino acids)
Biological process (GO): regulation of DNA-templated transcription
Source: RefSeq, a predicted model, not a curated record
AACGUACUCGACCCGGGUCUGUUGGCGAAGAAAACGAACCCCCGGGGGGACCCGGGGAGGCAAAUGAGAAUGGACAUAAUCCUGACUUGAAGCCCUGAGUACUUUUGCCCCGUACACUUUUCCCGUAUUCAGUACAGCACAACAUUCAAGGUCCUUGCUAGAUGUACAGAUCCUUGGAAAAUGGAAAUGGCUGCAACAGGGUGGCCUCAGGAGCUGGUGACUUUUGAAGAUGUGGCCUUGUAUUUCACACAAGGGCAGUGGGCUCUGCUGGAUCUGAAUCAAAGAGCUUUGUACAGGGAAGUCAUGCAAGAGAAUUACAAUCAUGUCGCUUCCUUAGGAUUUCCACUUGUCAAGCCUGGUUUGAUCUCCUGGCUUGAGCAAGAGCCGUGGUCUGCAGAACAGCUGGGUUUGGAGGAGACGGAGGCUCCCUCAGAACAAAGCACAGGGUUUCCUGAUGUGAUAAUAAAGCUGGAGGAGGAAGGGGGUCCAUGGAACCUGCAUCAGCAGGAAUCCAACACCUUCGCAGGACUUCCUGACGUUCUAAUAAAGCAAGAGCAGGAAGAGGAACCAGGGGUCUUGGAUGAUCAGAGAACUGAGGAACGGCCCAGUGCUGCUGGCGACCAAUCGGGGUUUCCUGGUGUGAUAAUAAAGGUGGAGCCGAAAGAGGAACCCUGCCUCCCAGUGCUCCAAACACCUGUGGGAAGCGCAUCUGUUUUGGGUGUCCACCCAGGCAGCAGGUGUGAGGAAAAAGGAGAAGAGGGUCUUCCAGGAAGCGCUCACCUAGUGGCAGCAAACAAAAUACCCUUAGGAAUUACCGAAGGGAGCAUUUCACAGUACCAAGAUAUCGCCAAGAACCGAGGCAGAGAAGAGAGGCAUCAGAGAAAUGACCUGGGAGAGAGAUCAGGAAAGGCUUUACCUUCUUGGGGAGGUGGAAAAAGUGAAACCAAAAUGGAAAAGAAAAUUCACAAGUAUGGGAGAACUCUUCAAAAAGGAGAGAAACAUUAUAAACAAUUAGGAUGUGAGAAGAGAAUGAAUGGGAGCUACUGCCUGGUUUCUCAGAGCAAAGGCCGCAAAGGAGAAAAAAUCCAUUCUUGUUCAGUCUGUGGUAAAAGCUUCAAGUGGAAAAGUAACCUGAUUAUCCACGAAAGAAUCCAUACAGGAGAGAGGCCGUAUGCGUGCUCAAUCUGUGGUAAAAGCUUCAGCAAAAGAUCGUACCAUGCUGUUCAUGAGCGAAUGCACACACAAGAAAAGACAUACACUUGUUCAGUGUGCAAUAAGAGCUUCAUCCAUAAAGUCAGCCUUAGGAGGCAUGAACAAGUCCACACAGGAGAGACCCCGUAUAAAUGCUCAAACUGUGGGAAGGGCUUUCGUCAGAAAUGUAACCUCCUUUCUCAUGAAAGAAUCCACACAGAAGAAAGGCCUUACCCAUGUUCAUUCUGCGGCAAAAGUUUUAAACGAAGAUCAAACCUCAACAGCCACAAAGUCAGCCACACGGGAACAAAAACAAAUAUGUGCUCGAUCUGUGGUAAAAGCUUCAGUCAUAGAUCAAACCUUGUUAGCCAUGAAAGAACUCACACCGGAGAGAAACCAUUUUCAUGCACUAUCUGUGGUAAAAGUUUCACUGACAGAACACACCUUAUUAAACAUGAGAGAACUCAUACAGGUGAGAAACCCUAUAUGUGCUCAAUCUGUGGGAAUAGCUUUAGCCACAAAUCAAAUCUGGUUAGCCACGAAAGAACCCACACAGGGGAAAAACCAUACCCGUGCUCAGUUUGCGGCAAAAGUUUCACAGAUAGAGCAUAUCUUCUUAAACACCAGAGAACUCAUACAGGAGAUAAACCAUUCAAAUGCUCUGUCUGUGGGAAGAGCUUCAGUCGCAAGGAUUACCUUAUUAGACACAAGAUAAUCCAUACCGGAGAGAAACCAUACAUGUGCUCAGUUUGCGGGAAGAGUUUCAUGUGGAAAAGUUACCUGUCUAUUCAUGAAAGAAUCCACACAGGAGAGAAACCGUAUACAUGCUCUUUCUGUGGUAAAAGCUUCAGUGAAAAAUCAUACUACGUCGUACAUGAACAAAUGCAUACAGCGGAAAAAAUACAUGCUUGUUCAGUCUGUAGUAAAAGCUUUGUUCAUAAAGUAAGCCUUACCAGACACCAGCAAGUCCACUCGGGCGAGACACCACAUAAAUGUUCGGUUUGUGGGAAAGGCUUCAGUCAAAAAUGUAGCCUUAUUUCACACACAAAAAGCCACACAGAAGAAAGACCUUUCACAUGCUCCUUCUGCGGCAAGAGCUUCAAGCGAAGGUCAAAUCUCACCAGUCACGAAAGAAUCCAUACAGGAGAGACCCCCUAUGUGUGCUUGGCCUGUGGCAAAAGCUUUAAUUGUAAAGCACAUCUUCUCGGACAUGAGAGAACUCAUACAGGGGAGAAACCAUAUUCAUGCUCGGUUUGUGGGAAGAACUUCGGUAACAAGUCACAGGUGGUUAUACACGGGAGGAUACAUACAGGGGAAAAACCAUACACUUGUUCACACUGUGGGAAAAAGUUCAAGCACAGGACAAGCUAUACCGAGCAUCAAAAAAUCCACAUGGAGGAGAAACCGUUCAUAUGCUCAGCCUGCGGCAGGAGCUUCAGUCGCAAGGAGCACCUGAAUAUCCACGAGAGAAUCCACACGGGAGAGAAGCCAUAUUCGUGCUCGGCCUGUGGGAAAAGCUUCAAGCAGAAGUCAAGCCUUACUUCACACGAGAGAAGCCACUCGGCCGAAAAGCCGCACUCAUGUUCCACCUGUGGCAAAACUUUCAGGAAUCAAGUAUACCUGAGGAGACAUGAAAAAAUUCAUAGGAGAUAAAGGUCGAAAUGUGUUUGAAAAGCCUCAAAAGGAGCUUCUCGUCCUCGUUAGACUUUAUUUAAGCAUCAGAAAGGUGAAGGU